UGCCUUCAAAGAUUCACGUUUUGAUCCGAUCACUUUGCAUGAAGUUGAUCAGUUACACUGUACUGUGAGCAUUUUAAUUAAUUUUGAGAAAGCUCGAGAUUAUCGCGACUGGGUUGUUGGCAUUCAUGGAAUCAGGAUUGAAUUUCAAGACAGUCAUCACUAUCGUGAUGCUGUAUAUCUUCCAGAAGUUGCAAGUGAACAAGGUUGGGACCAUACAGAAACGAUAGAUAAUUUGAUGAGAAAGGGCGGUUAUCGUGGGCAUAUCUCGGAAGAAACCCGGAUGAAAGUGAACGUUGUCAGAUUUCAGUCUGACAAAAUUUUGAUGAGCCACCAGGAAUAUGUAGAUUAUAAAUCAAACUACGGUGAACCAGUGCUAACUGAUCCCGGUGGACGUCGAGGUCUUUUCCAUUCUUGUAGGCCUUAA
Cercopithifilaria johnstoni is the source of this 424-nucleotide messenger RNA. The record is from the annotation of a GenBank genome assembly. NCBI's taxonomy places the organism in Eukaryota, Metazoa, Nematoda, Chromadorea, Rhabditida, Onchocercidae.